Molecule: messenger RNA, 1308 nt
Organism: Polychytrium aggregatum
Lineage: Eukaryota; Fungi; Chytridiomycota; Chytridiomycetes; Polychytriales
Product: WD40-repeat-containing domain protein
Exons: 5
Coding region: 143-1093 (316 amino acids)
Biological process (GO): positive regulation of protein phosphorylation; rescue of stalled cytosolic ribosome
Cellular component (GO): nucleus; cytosol
Molecular function (GO): protein kinase C binding; translation regulator activity; ribosome binding
Source: RefSeq, a predicted model, not a curated record
GACCCAUCUGUGUCCUGCCAGGCGAGCACCAGGACGAAAACUGCAGGAGAGCGGCAUUUCUUUUUCCUCCUUCCUUCCUCCCUUUUGAAGAGCACUUGAUAUCUCUUUGGGAUCUGCUCCGAUUCGCAGAAGCUAGAACACAAUGGCUGACACUCUCAUUCACCGUGGAACUCUCGUCGGACACAGCGGCUGGGUCACUGCCAUCGCCACCACCCCCGAGGCCCCCGAUAUGCUCCUGUCCGCCUCCCGCGACAAGACCAUCAUCGUCUGGCACCUGACCCGUGAUGAGACCCAGUUCGGUGUCCCCCGCAAGGCCCUCACUGGCCACAACCACUUCGUCCAGGACGUUGUCAUCUCCUCUGAUGGCCAGUUCGCCCUCUCUGCCUCCUGGGACAAGACCCUCCGUCUCUGGGACCUGAACAGCGGCAAGACCACCCGCCGCUUCGUCGGCCACGAGAACGAUGUCCUCUCCGUCUCGUUCUCCCCUGACAACCGCCAGAUCGUCUCUGGCUCCCGCGACAAGACCAUCAAGCUCUGGAACACCCUCGGUGAAUGCAAGCUCAACCUUAGCCCCACCGAAGGCCACUCUGAGUGGGUCUCUUGCGUCCGCUUCUCUCCCAACCCCGCCAACCCCGUCAUCGUUUCCGCUGGCUGGGACAAGCUCGUCAAGGUCUGGGAUCUCCAGAAGUGCCAGGUCAAGACCAACCACUACGGCCACACCGGCUACAUCAGCCAGAUCACCAUCUCCCCCGAUGGCUCCCUCUGCGCCUCCGGUGGCCGCGACGGUGUUACCAUGCUCUGGGAUCUCAACGAGGGCAAGCACCUCUACUCCCUCGAUGCCGGAGACACCAUCAACGCCCUUGUCUUCUCGCCCAACCGCUACUGGCUCUGCGCUGCUACCGCCUCUGGCAUCAAGAUCUGGGACCUCGAGAACAAGUCCGUUGUCUGCGACCUCCAGCCCGAGUUCACCACCACCUCCAAGAAGGCCUCCAUCCCCCAGUGUGUCUCCCUUGCUUGGUCUGCUGAUGGCCAGACUCUCUUCUCUGGCUACACUGACAACCUUAUCCGUGUCUGGCAAGUCGUUCGUGCUUAAGCCGACUCUUUUCCUUUGUAUUUAAUGCAUGGAACACGGCGGAACCAAAGAAAGGGAUGUUGUCUUGAGACGAGAGGAUUAUUGUAUCAGAGCCGCAUCCACAUCCUGCCAGAGAGGGGCGCCGCGCAGUGUCUUACGGGGCUGUGUUGCGACACCAUCCAGGCGUUUCGGCACAUGCCCGGCGCGGUGGGUGGCCCUUGUUUGAAUCGCAAGCG